GUAACAGGUUAAAGUGAAAGUCCUAGUUAUUAGACUAGAUUCUUGAUCUUCCAGUUAAGCCCUUAAGGUUAAGCCUAAAGAACAGGUUCUGACCCAAGAUUUCUCGUGAGGCAAGUUUGUCAUCAGUUGGCGCUAGAGAAGGUCUACUAUUGUGACAGCGACUGGGAACUUUCUGCCUGUAUAGGAUCUGUCUAACCAUGUUCCAGAGACCGUGCCUGAGACUGCGUGUUCUCCUACAACAUAUUCGGGCAGCCCAAAUGUCCAGCCAGGCGGAGGAAGAAAUCUUGUUCCAGGCCAGGAACCAUGUUGGUGUGGUCACUAUGAACCGACCCAAGGCCCUAAACGCCCUCAACCUCUCCAUGGUCAGGAAAAUGUACAGCAAGAUGCUGGCAUGGGAGACAGACCCGAACAUCGCACUGGUGGUGAUCCGAGGGGCAGGAGGGAAGGCCUUUUGUGCUGGUGGGGACAUCAGAGCUGUGACUGAUGCAGGCAGGAAGGGAGACCCGCUGUCACAGAAUUUUUUCAAAGAGGAAUACAUUCUCAAUCAUAAGAUUGGAAGUUAUAGCAAACCCUACGUGGCCCUCAUAGAUGGAAUCACCAUGGGUGGGGGUGUGGGCCUCUCAGUGCAUGGAAUGUUUCGUGUGGCCACAGAGAAGACCAUGUUUGCCAUGCCAGAGACGGCUGUAGGUCUAUUCCCUGAUGUGGGUGGUGGUCACUUCCUGCCACAGCUAGAGGGGAAGCUGGGAAUCUACCUUGCCUUGACUGGCGUCAGGCUGCGCGGCCGAGACAUCAGCACUGUGGGCAUCGCCACACACUUUGUGGAAUCCUCAAAGCUAGAGGAACUGCAAGACAAGCUGUCUUCUCUCUCCUCAUCGGUGGGCAAAGAAGAUGUAGCUGCCGUGCUCAACGACUUCCAAAACCAGUCCCAGCUAGAUGUGGACAAAGAAUUCUCUCUCAAGCCAAACAUGGAAAAGAUAAACCGUCUGUUUGCCGGGGACUCCAUGGAGGCCAUCUUUGCCGCGUUGGAAAAGGACGGCUCUGAUUGGUCGAUUGCUCAGCUAGACACGCUCAAGAAAAUGUCGCCGACAUCGAUGAAGAUCACCCUGCGACUGCUCCUGGAGGGCAAAGGUCGGUCACUGGCUGAGGACCUUCAGGUUGAGUACAGGCUGAGCCAGAGAUGUGUGGAGGACCGCGACUUCUACGAGGGAGUGCGAGCAGUUCUCAUUGACAAAGACAACAGUCCCCAGUGGAACCCGGCAAGCAUCAAGGACGUAGCUGCCAGUAAAGUGGACUGGUACUUCUCUCCCUUGGAUGCCAAGAGGGAGCUGGUGUUGUGAUGACAACAGUGUGUCAUGUGCUAGUUUGUUUGUUUGUUUGUUGGUCAUCUCUCUGCCAGACCUGGUGUUGUGAUGACGACAAUGUGUCAUGUGCUAGUUUGUUUGUUUGUCCGUCAUCUCUCUCUCUGAAAGAUGAUUUUGUGAUGUUGACAGUGUGUCAUUUACAUGUUUGCUUGUUAGUCAUCUCUUUGCCAUAUAUAUAUAUAUAUAUAUAUAUAUA
Aplysia californica (California sea hare) is the source of this 1557-nucleotide messenger RNA. RefSeq names its product 3-hydroxyisobutyryl-CoA hydrolase, mitochondrial. The record is from RefSeq and is a predicted model, not a curated record. NCBI's taxonomy places the organism in Eukaryota, Metazoa, Mollusca, Gastropoda, Aplysiida, Aplysiidae. The transcript is spliced from 13 exons. Bases 198 to 1337 code for a protein of 379 amino acids. Gene Ontology annotation, cellular component: mitochondrion. Gene Ontology annotation, molecular function: 3-hydroxyisobutyryl-CoA hydrolase activity. Gene Ontology annotation, biological process: L-valine catabolic process.